Leguminivora glycinivorella is the source of this 1215-nucleotide messenger RNA. Its product is annotated as ribitol 5-phosphate transferase FKRP. Gene Ontology annotation, biological process: protein O-linked glycosylation via mannose. The record is from RefSeq and is a predicted model, not a curated record. Lineage: Eukaryota; Metazoa; Arthropoda; Insecta; Lepidoptera; Tortricidae. The transcript is spliced from 6 exons. Bases 221 to 898 code for a protein of 225 amino acids. Gene Ontology annotation, cellular component: Golgi apparatus.
AUCAGGGAAGAUCUGUGAUGCUGUUCAUGGACAGCAUGCUUUGUUAUUGAAGACAUCAUAUUUGCACACCUUCCCACAGCCUUUUGCAUUGCCAUUCCUGAAUCACUCUAUUUGCAAAUGUCUGCAAAAGAUUUGAAGGUACAAAUUCUUGAAGGAAAGUUAGGGAGGAGGCAGAGGAGUGUUAAAAAGUCCCUCUGCAAGGCAGAAGUCUGUACGCCACAUGAGGGAUGCCAGAGUUGCUCUUUACAAGAUGUUGGGAGUCAAAGCUAUGAUCAGAGAAGAUGGCAGAGUGCAGUGGUUUGGAUGUAAAAGGGAAACACAACGAUGCUUCCCAUCAGUGCAAGGCACACCUUCAUACAUCCUGUCCCACCGCAACACGCCGCCAUGUUGCCGGCGCAACAUGCGGCGGAGCGCCGCGCACGUUCUGCGAGCGCUCGCUCAAGCCGGCGCGCGCUGCUGGCUGGAGACCACGUCCCUGCUGGGCGCUGUCGUGCGUGGAGACCUUCUACCUUGGGCCGAGCACGUGGAAAUAGGCAUCCAUGCGUCCGACGUGCCGCGCGUGCCGUGGCUGCAGCGCGGAGGCGCCGACCCCGAGGGGUAUGUGUGGGAACGAGCAACUAAAGGACACUACUAUCGAGUGGCGUACUCUGCAACCAACAACGUGUACGUGCUAGUGCUGCCGUUCGCGGCCAAGAACGGGACCAUGUGGCCGGCGGACUGGGUGCUGGCGCAUCAGAAGCCUUUCCCGGAGAGGCACUUGCAUCCGCUGGCACAGAUACAAUUCGCUGGAAAGCAGGCACCGGCGCCGAACGACGCAAGCGCUUUCUUAGACCUUAAACUGGGCGCUUCGGCCAUCGAGAGGUGCAACCGAAUUGGACCCAAGCUGCUAUACCCAUAAGAACCAUUUUAAAUGAACACACAAUUCAAUCACAACUCAAGAGAUCGAUCGAAGUUUAGUGAACGUUUCCAUUUUUAUCCUGACUGGUUGUCAUCGUAGACUCUUAGAAGUGUCAGGAUUAAAAUCGAUUAUACGAUUACGUAUAUCAGAUUUGACAGAAUGGGAUGGGAAUGUGUACCACAUGAGACACCACACCAUAUAGUAGAGAUGGGUCAAAUAUUAAUAACUUCCGUAUUUGACGAUCGGUCUGGCCUAGCGCGUUGAGACCCUGCCUGCUACGCCGCGGUCCCGGUUCGAAUCCCGGUAAGGGCAUAUAU